Messenger RNA from Exophiala xenobiotica, 922 nucleotides. RefSeq lists its product as uncharacterized. The record is from RefSeq and is a predicted model, not a curated record. Gene Ontology annotation, biological process: dolichol-linked oligosaccharide biosynthetic process. The coding region runs from base 14 to 922 and encodes 302 amino acids. Gene Ontology annotation, cellular component: UDP-N-acetylglucosamine transferase complex. Lineage: Eukaryota; Fungi; Ascomycota; Eurotiomycetes; Chaetothyriales; Herpotrichiellaceae. The transcript has a single exon.
CAGCACUGCCAUCAUGGAUGCCCACGGGGUACACCUCAGCAAACCUCCAGAGAUCUCCUCCAGCUCAUUUUGGAUGACCGACUUUGUCUCCCCGAUCACCUCCCUGACCGCAACAAGCCAGAUGCUCAUUCUACUUCUGAUUACGACUCUCAUCUUGCUCAACAUGGUCUUUUUCCGCCUAGUCACCAUCCUCUCUCGCCCACCGCCAUCUCGUCGCUCACAGCCAUCCCCGGCCAAUCCUACACACAUUUUGAUCGUUCUCGGCUCUGGCGGCCACACGGCGGAGAUGCUCAACAUUCUCUCCCAGACGCCCUGUCUGCAACUCGACUUUACAUACCGCACAUACGUGGUCAGUUCCGGUGACGGCUUCUCCGCCUUGAAAGCACACGAAUUUGAGAAAUCGCUCCUCGCCGAUCUAUCCUCCACUCCUGGCCUUUCUAUUCCUGAAGGUACAGCGUCAAAUUACAACGUCGUCACUAUCCAUCGUGCCAGAAAAGUCCAUCAAAGUCUUUAUACAGCCCCAUUCUCCAGUCUAAGAUGUCUGCUGGACUGCAUUGCCGUACUGAAUGGAUCACAUCGCGAUCUCAAAUACCAGCAUUCACGCGGAUACCCUGAUCUCAUUCUGACCAAUGGGCCUGGCACGGGUGUCAUUGUCGUGCUUGCUUCCCUGACUCUGCUCUUUUUCGGCUAUUCUGGUCCUUCACCAGCAUUCAUGUCCACAAGCAAGGACUCCAAUCGGGAAGUAAACCGACUUGGCGGCCAGAUGCGCAGCAUCUUCAUCGAGAGCUGGGCACGAGUAAAGACGCUGAGUCUAAGCGGACGUCUUUUGAAACCCUUUGUAAAUCGCUUCAUCGUGCAAUGGCCGCAGUUGGCACGAUCAGAAGGGAGCAGGGUCGAGUACAUUGGCCCGCUGGUAACGUAG